Haemorhous mexicanus (house finch) is the source of this 1239-nucleotide messenger RNA. It is a transcript of the gene DCUN1D5, whose product is annotated as defective in cullin neddylation 1 domain containing 5. Gene Ontology annotation, biological process: positive regulation of ubiquitin-protein transferase activity; protein neddylation. Bases 270 to 968 code for a protein of 232 amino acids. The transcript has 8 exons. Gene Ontology annotation, molecular function: cullin family protein binding; ubiquitin conjugating enzyme binding; ubiquitin-like protein binding. Gene Ontology annotation, cellular component: ubiquitin ligase complex. NCBI's taxonomy places the organism in Eukaryota, Metazoa, Chordata, Aves, Passeriformes, Fringillidae. The record is from RefSeq and is a predicted model, not a curated record.
CGCCGUUCUCUCCGCAGCCGAUACCGCCCGCGCUCGCUCCCGCCCCCGGCACGACACCCGCUUCUGGGAACGGAGCGGCGGCGGCAUCUGCCCGCGGCGAGUGGCGGGCGGCAGCGCCCGGUGGGGCUGGGGAGGACCAGCAGGAACGGGGUCUCCUCUCGUUUCCUCACCGCCGAUCUUGGGAGGCGGCGGCGGCCAGGGGAAGCGAGCCCGGGGGGGCCUCGGCUGCGGGCCCCGGCAGCGGGGCGGCCCCGCCCCGAGGCAGGACGAUGCCGGUGAAGAAGAAGAGGAAGUCCUCGGGGGCGGCGGCGGCGGACGACACCGGCCUCAAGAAAUGUAAACUCGGCAGAACACAAGCAUCUGGUAAAGUAAUAAGUGGAGAGGAACAUUUUUCAAGCAAAAAGUGCCUGGCUUGGUUUUAUGAAUAUGCAGGUCCUGAUGAAGUUGUAGGCCCUGAAGGAAUGGAAAAAUUCUGUGAAGACAUCGGUGUUGAACCUGAAAAUAUCAUUAUGUUAGUUUUAGCCUGGAAACUAGAGGCUGAAAGCAUGGGAUUUUUUACCAAGGAAGAAUGGUUAAAAGGAAUGACCUCAUUACAGUGUGACUGUACAGAAAAAUUACAGAGUAAAUUUGACUUCUUACGGUCACAGUUGAAUGACAUUUCAUCCUUUAAGAAUAUCUACAGAUACGCCUUUGAUUUUGCAAGGGAAAAAGACCAGCGAAGUCUUGAUAUUGAUACUGCAAAGUCCAUGUUAGCUCUUCUGCUUGGAAGAACUUGGCCACUGUUUUCAGUAUUUUAUCAAUACCUGGAGCAAUCGAAGUAUAGAGUUAUGAACAAGGAUCAGUGGUACAAUGUACUAGAGUUCAGCAGAACUGUCCAUGCAGAUCUUAGCAACUAUGAUGAAGAUGGUGCAUGGCCCGUACUUCUGGAUGAAUUUGUUGAAUGGCAGAAAGUUCGUCAAGCGUCAUAGCAAGAAUUCAAAAGAAAAUGCAAAAGUUUUUUUUUGGUGCCCGCCUGUACACAAAGUAAUGAGAAAAACAAAGGAUUGCAUUUUCAUUCAUAAGAAAGACUUUACAGUAAUUUUUUUUUCCUUUUUUAAGGAGACUUUCUUGUUACAUGUGAUAUGGGCAUUGAACCACACCUCUUCUGAGACUGAAAGUUGGAGUUCUUGUUUUGAGUCUUAUGUUUAUAGCGUUUAUUUCAGAACAAUAAAGAUUCAGAUUUGUGACAAAGGCCUAAAA